Penicillium cosmopolitanum is the source of this 1449-nucleotide messenger RNA. Its product is annotated as polysaccharide lyase family 1 protein. The transcript has 3 exons. The record is from RefSeq and is a predicted model, not a curated record. Gene Ontology annotation, molecular function: pectate lyase activity. Lineage: Eukaryota; Fungi; Ascomycota; Eurotiomycetes; Eurotiales; Aspergillaceae. The coding region runs from base 1 to 1449 and encodes 482 amino acids.
AUGGCAAUCCAAAAAUCCCUCCUCACGGCUCUUGCGCUGCUUGGAGCCACUGCCCAGGCCGCUGGCGUCUCUGGAAAGGCAUUCGGUUUCGCGACUGGUACCACUGGUGGUGGAAGUGCCAGCGCCGCUUCUCCUAGUGACACUGCCGAGCUCACAUCGUGGUUGACUGACAGCACUCCCCGUACGAUUCUCAUCGACAAGGAGUUCAACUUCCUCGGCAGCAAGUGUAGCGACUGCAAAUGUUGCAAGCCCUCGUCCAAUACCUGCGGCAGCUCUGGUCAGAACGCGAUUGACCUUGAUUCCUCUGACUGGUGUGGUGACUAUCCCACUCUGACCUGCACUUAUGACAAGGCCGCUCUCGAGGGUAUCGAUGUUGCCUCGAACAAGUCCAUCGUUGGUGUUGGCAGCUCUGGUAUUCUUCGUGGUAAAGGUCUGCGUAUUCGCAAUGGCGUUAGCAAUGUCAUCGUCCAGAAUAUUCACAUCACCGAGCUGAACCCUCAGUACAUCUGGGGCGGUGAUGCCAUUACCCUGGAUGGCUCCGACCUGGUCUGGAUUGACCAUGUUAAGACCUCUCUGAUCGGUCGUCAGCACUUUGUUGCUGGUUACGAAGCUAGUGGUCGUGUCACUAUCUCCAACAAUGAAUUUGACGGUCAAACGAGUUGGUCCGCCACCUGCGACGGCCACCACUAUUGGACCGUUCUCGGCUACGGAAAGAAUGACAAGGUCACCUUCACUGGCAACUACAUUCAUCACACCUCUGGCCGUUCGCCCAAGCUCGAGUUCAACAGCUAUUGGCACGCCUACAACAACUACUGGUACAACAACACUGGCCACGCAUUCGAUGUCGGCGAUGGCACCAAUGCCCUGAUUGAAGGAAACGUCUUCAACCAGGUCGACACUCCCUUCCUGGAGGACAGCUCGCCCGGCCAGACCUACGCCGUCAGCGCCAGCGACAAGUCAUCCUGCGACUCUGCUCUCGGCCGCACCUGUGUCGCCAACACCCUCACCUCGUCCGGUGAAUUGUCCGCUUCCGACUCCUCUGUCCUGUCCAGCUGGCCAAAGGGUGAAUCUGGCAUCUCCGUCGUCGACACCAGUCGCGUCCAAUCUUCUGUCCUGGCAAAUGCCGGUGUUGGAAAGCUGAGCUCCAGCUCUAAGCGCCGCCGCUUCAACGCUCCUCCUCAGGGUGCCCCUAACCUCCCCAUCCACUCCUCCGCUGGUCCUGGUGCUGCCCCUACCGGACCUCCUCCCACGUGGUCUUGGAGGACUGUCGGUACCAAGCCUACCCCUCCUCCAUUCGGUGGUCCCAUUCCUGGUGGAUUCCCCAGUGGAUUGCCCAGCGGGUUCCCCACUCCCAGUGGAUUCCCUCUGCCCAGCGGUGGCCCUCAGUCGAGCGGUUUCCCCGGUGCGCACGGUGGCCACGGUCACCACCACCACGGUUGGGGUAACUAA